AUGCAGGCUGCACAGCAGUCCUGGGAGCUUGAAAACUCCAUCAGCGUCUUCGAUCCGCAGCGCGAUGCCCUUUAUCAAUACGAUGAAGAGACUCAAAAAACCCUCAAUGCCCAGCGACCGUGGGCCUCGGACCCUUACUAUUUCAAAUCAGUACGCAUCUCCGCAACCGCACUAUUGAAAAUGGUGAUGCACGCUCGCUCGGGCGGAUCUUUGGAAGUGAUGGGUCUUAUGCAAGGCUACAUCCUCCGGGAGACGUUCAUCGUGACCGAUGCAUUCCGCCUCCCCGUCGAGGGCACCGAAACCCGGGUCAACGCACAGGAUGAAGCGAACGAGUACAUGGUAUCAUAUCUGCAAUCGUGUCGAGAUGCGGGACGCAUGGAGAAUGCUGUGGGCUGGUACCACAGUCACCCAGGGUACGGAUGCUGGCUAUCCGGAAUCGACGUGGCCACACAACAAACUCAGCAAAUGACCGGGCCGUUUGUCGCCGUUGUGAUCGAUCCCGAACGCACGAUCUCUGCGGGCCGCGUUGAGAUCGGCGCAUUCCGCACUUUUCCCGAUGGCUUUACCCCAUCCAAGGAGGCUCAGGAAGAUGACGAGUAUCAGACCAUCCCGCUCGGCAAGUCGGAGGACUUUGGCGCACACGCGAAUCAGUACUAUUCACUCGAAACAACACAUUUCAAGAGCACACUCGAGACGGACAUAUUGUCUUUACUAUGGAACAAAUACUGGGUUGCCACUCUCAGCCAAAGUCCACUGUUCGCCUCUCGUGACUAUGGAAGUAAGCAGAUGAUGGAUCUCAGCGAGAAGACCCGCAAGGCGACACGGGCAAUCGAGGCUAGCGGUCCGCGGGGCGGAGCCACCACAGUCAAGGAUCAACAACUUGAUAAGGUUGUUCGUGGAGGACAGCGGAUCGUAUCAGAGGAAGUCAAAGGUCUCUUGGCCUCCGAGGUCAAGAUGAAACUCUUCCAGGACAUUGGGGAUAAGCCCUCCCCACCGGCUUAA
This is a messenger RNA of Penicillium waksmanii, 1002 nucleotides long. Its product is annotated as Mov34/MPN/PAD-1 family protein. The transcript is spliced from 2 exons. Gene Ontology annotation, molecular function: deNEDDylase activity; metallopeptidase activity; protein binding. Gene Ontology annotation, cellular component: COP9 signalosome; cytoplasm. The record is from RefSeq and is a predicted model, not a curated record. The coding region runs from base 1 to 1002 and encodes 333 amino acids. Lineage: Eukaryota; Fungi; Ascomycota; Eurotiomycetes; Eurotiales; Aspergillaceae. Gene Ontology annotation, biological process: protein deneddylation.